AUGAUCGCCACUAUCUUCUCCUUGAGGACGGGUCCCUCCCUCGCACUCCUCAUCGGUCUGCUGCUAUGCGCUUUGCAUCACACGGUCGCUGAGGAGGUCGCUUUCUUCAAAUCGCGACCCGACAUCUAUCCCCCCGUUCUCCAUAUCGAACGAUCCGAACCAGACAAGCUUGCGCCAGGUUAUAUCUUUAUCACACCAUACGAGGCUCAAAAUCCGGGACCUUAUAUCUUCGAUAAUACAGGGGAAUUGGUAUGGAGCGGAUGGGGUGCUUCAGGGCCGGGCAAUGCCCACGGCAUGCAUGUGUGCAAGUAUAAGGGGGCCGACCAUUUAUGUUUCUUCCAGGGGAACCAGCAAAAAGGGUACUGUCGUGGACAUGGAGUCAUCUUGGACAAUUCCUACCGCAUUGUACGAUCGGUGCAGCCCGGUGGUGGCAUGGCAUCGAGCGAUAUGCACGAAUUUCUUCCGAUAAAUGACGGCAAGACCGCGCUCAUGACCGUCUACCAGCAGCGCCAAUUCGAUAUGACCCCGUGGAACGUCAAGACAGGUGUUGGGUGGGUGAUGGAGAGUGUCUUCCAGGAAGUCGAUGUCGAGACGAGUAAAGUGUUGUUUGAGUGGCGCUCUUUGGAUCACGUCGACCCAUCUAUGAGUUAUACAUGGCCGUCGCACACCGAUACCUCCGGCACUGGAUUGAACGUACACGAGCCCUGGGACUACUUCCAUAUCAACUCGGUUGAUAAGAACAGAGAUGGCGACUAUCUGAUCUCCUCUCGACAUACGUGCUCCAUUUAUAAAAUCUCCGGCAAGGAUGGCUCUGUUGUCUGGCGAUUGCAUGGAGCCGACCCGACUUUCCGCAAUAUCAACUUCAGUUUCUCGCAGCAACACGAUGCGCGGUGGUUAUUUGAGAACGCCACCCAUUCGGUCAUCUCUCUUUAUAAUAAUGGAUAUAAUGGGUUCAACCGGACACAUGCCUACUCGUCCGGCAUGAUCAUCAUCAUUGAUCACAUAGCAAAUACAGCUACGCAGGUUCGCGACUACGCUCCUGCGAUCUCCGAUUUGGCCAGCUCCAGCCAGGGUAACCUGCAGGUCUUGCCGAACAAGAACGUCUUCAUUGGAUGGGGAAACAACCCCUACGUGUCAGAGCACGACUCAGCCGGUAACUUGGUACUCUGGGCAUCCUUUGCCCAAGAUACCGUGAUGAACUACCGCGCGCAAAAGUUCGAGUGGGAGGGUAACCCUACCGACUCGCCUGCACUCUGGUCAUACUCUCGCACCUCAGAACCCUACUCUCCGACAAGUCUCUACGUGAGUUGGAAUGGCGCCACUCGCGUCAAGACAUGGCGCUUCUUCGGCUCCCACAACAUGACCGGCCCUUGGGUUUUGCUAGACGAGGUUUCCAAGACCGGUUUCGAGACGGAAUACACCAAUGCUAGUUUCUUCCUCUGGACGCGGGCGGAAGCAAUCGCUGUGGAUGGAGUCGUGCUUGGCACAUCCGAGAUCAAGUAUACUUUUGUUCCAUCACCGGAGCUUCGCGAGUUCUGUCUAGACGAGACAUGUCUGGAUGCUCCGGGCUAUGGCUUCCCUGGUGAAGAGGCGGCUGAGCCGUUCAUUCCUCCGGCGGGCGUGAAUACUGUGCCAUGGGUUGACCCUGACCGUGACGGUGCUACCUGGACGUAUCCGUCGGGUUUCCCACAUAGCAACCCAGACUCGGAUUCGGGCGUUGUGUCCUACCAUAAACAACGACAGUCCGGACGUCUACUCGUUUGGGGCGCUACCAUUGCAAUCCUCCUCCCCCUUCUUGCCGGUGUUUACUUCGGCUACCGAUAUCAUCUUCGACGGCAACGGCUGGAUCCGUUGAACGACCACGAGUCAUCCGAGCCACUGAACGGUAUGGCCGAGCGGAAAGCUCCACCAGCACGGACGCCCGAUCUCCCCUGGUGGAAUUGGCGCCGGUGGACCGCAGAGGAAGAGACGCAUUAUUUCCCGCUCGCUGAUCGCAGUUUACCAGGACGCGAGCGCGAGCGGACAGAGUAA
Messenger RNA from Penicillium subrubescens, 2031 nucleotides. RefSeq names its product arylsulfotransferase family protein. The coding region runs from base 1 to 2031 and encodes 676 amino acids. The record is from RefSeq and is a predicted model, not a curated record. The transcript is spliced from 4 exons. Lineage: Eukaryota; Fungi; Ascomycota; Eurotiomycetes; Eurotiales; Aspergillaceae.